AUGAGGACGUUCAUCGCGAACAUUGCUUUGUUUGCUAGCGCUUCGGCGGCCUUCAGUAGCCUUCCCAGCAUUUCCAGUGACGCAUCUGUCUCGUCUCGGAGUGCCGAUGGUCAAGGUAACUACAAAUUCAGUUACAACGAAAAGCAUUCAACAGGCGGCUCGUUUCGUUUAGAAAGCGGUAAUGCCUAUGGAGGUGUAACUGGAUCGUAUGGGCUUGUGGACGCAGAUGGCCGUCAACGAAUUGUUACAUAUGUGGCCGAUGCAAAUGGUUUUCGCGCUUCGAUCAAAACUAACGAGCCUGGAACGGUGCCGAAUUGGCCAGUAAUUGCAGACCUUUCCUCCAGCAACCUUCGAAAGAACCCUGAAAGUAACGGUCAAGAGAGGAUCAUUCAAAGUACCCCGGGGAUCUACACUCACUUGCCCGUGAUCCCUAGUUUCGUUGGUUCUCCGCCAACGCACUCUACGCGCAUCACGCAUUCCGCAGCUCCCGUGGUGACUCAUCACGUUCCCGUGGCGUCCGUAGCACCUGUAUCGCCUCCGAUCAACUUCAAUACAUAUUCAACUCGGUCUCCGAAUUUCCGCGAAGUAACACCGUUGAGUGUCUAUACAGGAGUUCCCAUUUUGCCUCUACUCCGCGCUACUCCGAUUUCGUACUCGCAUCGAGUGACUCACCGUGCUCUUGCACCCGUUUCCCCAGCUGGGCCCGUGACUGUUUCUCCGAUUGGGCCUGCUGUAGCGCUGUCCCGAGUCUCGUUCCCUAGAUCUAGUACUUAUUCGUCUCGAAUUGUCCCCCACGCAAAUCAAGCCGCAAGGCCUGUCUCUUACUCUUCACAGAUAGCCCACGAGGCGCAGGCACCAAAGAUGCCAGCGUUCAACCAUGUGUUUAAGCAAGUGGCCCCCGUACCGCUGGAUAGUUCUCCGUUAUUUGAGACUCCUCGCACAUCUUCAUUGAUUGGAUCGUCGGUGCUGGCUGGAACGAAGUGAUACGCGUCUCUUGCAAUGCUC
Molecule: messenger RNA, 1005 nt
Organism: Varroa destructor (honeybee mite)
Lineage: Eukaryota; Metazoa; Arthropoda; Arachnida; Mesostigmata; Varroidae
Cellular component (GO): chitin-based extracellular matrix
Molecular function (GO): structural constituent of chitin-based larval cuticle
Source: RefSeq, a predicted model, not a curated record